UGAACAAAAAGUAGAUACCCAUCACAUGAAUGUAAAAUUUCUCUGUUUUCAUAUAUAUAUAUAUGUAAAGCAUAAUUAAUGCCUUGAGUUUGCCGUAUUUCCAUUUCUUUUUCUUCUUUGCUUGCUUCUGGUUUCUUCCUUGUGAAGUAGUGUUUCAACAAUGGAGGAUCAAUUCCCACUCAUUGUACAACAAAAAACCAUCAUUCAAAAGGAUUUUUCAUCUUCUUCUUUACAAGAAUUCGUCUCUGAUUCUUACUUUUAUGGCGAUCCAGCUCUCUGGGGCUCCAUAGUUCGAUCUUUAAAGUCUGAAAAUGGUGGUUCUAAUGGAAAUAUUGAUCAAUCAAAAUCCCCAUCUUUUUCCUCUUCUUCUCCUUCUUCUUCUUCUUCUUCUUCUUCUUCUUCUUCUAGAUUGUUUUCGGCUGAAAAAUCUGAGAUUUCUGGUGGGAAUUUGAUCGAGAACAUUCGUGGAAUUGAAAGUAAUAUUCACCCAGAUGGAGAAAGGUUCGUUCCUUUGAAUUUCUUGGAGACUUUUCCCAAACAAGAAUCUGAGUCUCUUUCUCCUUCUCCUCCUCUGUUUCAGUCUCAGACAGAUUCAACAAAUUUGACUCUGUUUCUUCCAGAACCCGCCAUUGUUGAUCCAUCCCCUCGAAACCCAUUUCAAAUUCAUGCUCAAAAUGGGCUCCAAUGGCUGAAAAACAUCCAAAAUCAGAACCAAGCCGCCGCCAUUGUUGCUGCUACAUCGAGAAAUUACAGUGAUUUCUGGCUGGGGGCGACGAAGACGCAGCCAAUGAAACAGAUUGGAAGAAAACAGGGGAAUCACAAAACAGAGUCGACGGAAACGGCUGUCGGAAAGUUGUUCAGAGGUGUCCGGCAGCGGCACUGGGGGAAAUGGGUGGCGGAGAUUCGGCUGCCGAGGAAUCGGACAAGGGUAUGGCUUGGGACCUUCGACACAGCCGUCGAAGCCGCUGUCGCCUACGACACCGCCGCCUAUAUGCUGAGGGGGGAAUUUGCACAUUUGAAUUUUCCCGAUCAAAAGCACCGCCUGAAAUCCAACUCUCUCAACCGGACCACGGCGGCGCUGCUGGAGGCCAAAUUGCAGGCGGCCACACAGGGGAAUUCCGGUAGGAAAAAACCCCCUGCCGCAACCGCGUCCACGACCAUAGCCACCAUUGAUUCUUCUUCUAUUUCAGAGAAGGGAUUAUUGCAAGGAAAUUCAAAAGUGUUGAAAUUGAGCAAGAAACAGGCGAGGUUUUCGCCGGAAAACAUGCCGGGCAGCGGCGGCGGCGGAAACGGUGGGGGAUCUGAAACAGGGGAAUUGAAGAGAAAUCAAGAUGGAAAUUUGGAAAUUGAACAACAUGUUCAACUCAGCAGAAUGCCAUCUUUGGAUAUGGACAUGAUUUGGGAUGCUUUGUUAGUUUCUGAUUCAUAAAUUUCUCUUUUUCUUUUGCGUUUCUGUUAUUUCUUUCAUUGGCUUUUCUUUGCUAUAGAGAUUAAUGCAAUAUUUUUCUUUUCUUUUUUUCCUUAAUUGAUGAUGAUUUAUUUGGAGGGUUUAUCAUUUUUUUUUGCCUUUGAAACCCCAUUUUGUUUUUCCUAUGUUACUGUAAAUUUAUUGAGUUUGGUUUCAUUUCUAUGAGGCACAUUGGUUGAUCUUUUAAAUAUUGUAUUCAAAAUGCAAAGAACAGAGCUUUGCAUCUUUUUGUAGAAGAUCACAAGUAACUAGAGAGUUUGGUGAGUUUGAAAGAAUUUUGAGAAGCUAAAAAAAUGGUUUUACACACUUCAAAGCUUAUUUUACAAUUUUCAUUAUGUUUUGUAAAUUAAUGAAAUAUAACUUAAAUUUUUUGCUCUCAAUAAGGACACUUGUGUUUAUAGCUCUCUAGUUUUUUUUCUUUCUUUUUUUU
Messenger RNA from Benincasa hispida (wax gourd), 1898 nucleotides. RefSeq names its product Integrase-type DNA-binding superfamily protein. NCBI's taxonomy places the organism in Eukaryota, Viridiplantae, Streptophyta, Magnoliopsida, Cucurbitales, Cucurbitaceae. The record is from RefSeq and is a predicted model, not a curated record. Gene Ontology annotation, molecular function: DNA binding; DNA-binding transcription factor activity. Gene Ontology annotation, biological process: regulation of DNA-templated transcription.